Messenger RNA from Carassius carassius (crucian carp), 2592 nucleotides. Its product is annotated as mucolipin-1-like. Lineage: Eukaryota; Metazoa; Chordata; Actinopteri; Cypriniformes; Cyprinidae. Bases 225 to 1967 code for a protein of 580 amino acids. The record is from RefSeq and is a predicted model, not a curated record. The transcript has 15 exons. Gene Ontology annotation, molecular function: NAADP-sensitive calcium-release channel activity. Gene Ontology annotation, cellular component: lysosomal membrane; plasma membrane.
AGUUUGUCACAUGAUGGUGUUGUCUGAUCACGUGACAUCAUCGGAAGUUGCCUGUGCUGCUCGCGAGCGGUCGCUUGUAAAUAUGCGGUAGCCGGAGAGGAACCCUUCAAUUAACCACCGAGGGCCAAAACAAGCCUGUUGAACAGUUUCGGGUUCUUUUGUACUGUUAAUUAAACUGGGAUUUUAAUGCCGACGGCUUCUACGCGGGAUUUUAAAUCGCUGACAUGGCCGAGGUGGACGCGAAUAAAGUCAAUCAUGUUUCCGCCGAAGAGGAUAGGCUACUGUUUCCGGUGACAGGCUGUGGUUUUAAUGACUGCAGGGAUGAGUAUAGUAACCCAAAGCCAUCCCCAGUUGCAGGUGGCUGGAUAGGUGCUGACCAAGAAGAGGAAGCAUUGCGCAGGAAGUUAAAAUAUUUCUUCAUGAGUCCCUGUGAAAAGUACCAAGCCAAAGGCCGAAAACCUUUUAAACUGGUUUUGCAAAUACUGAAGAUCAUUAUAGUAACUAUACAGCUGGUACUUUUUGGUUUGAGCAAUGAGAUGGCGGUGACGUUUAAGGAGGAAAACACAGCCUCAUUUAAACACCUUUUUCUCAAAGACUAUGAUGAUUCAAAUGACGCACUUGCUGUUUACACACAGAGUGAUGUUUAUGACCACAUGUUUUACGCAAUAGAACAGUACCUGGCUUUGCCAGAGAAUACAGUGGGCCGCUAUGCGUACGUGUAUAAUGUCGGUGUGAAUGGAAGUGCGCUUUCUCUGUGUCAGCAGUAUUAUAAAAAAGGAAGGAUUGACCCAGCUAAUGACACCUUUAACAUCGAUCCACAUGUGGUCACAGACUGUAUCGGAGUGAACCCUCUGUCCACUCCCACACCAAGUCUGGGAAUUGAUUACAGGAACUUCACCCUCAAGUUUCACAAGCUCAUUAAUGUCACCAUACAGUUCCAGUUGAAGGCUAUAAAUCUUCAGACCAUCAUCCACAAUGAAAUUCCUGACUGUUACACUUUCUUCAUUACGAUUCUGCUGGAUAACAAGGCCCACAGUGGUAAAGUUAAGAUCAGUCUUGAAAAUCAAGCCUCCAUUAAGGAGUGUAAAGACCCAAGUGUGUCUGGACCCGCUGAUAGUUAUGCUCGUGUGUGGUUUGACGGGGUCGUUUUAAUGGUGUGUGGUUUCUCUCUGCUCCUCUGUGGUCGCUCUAUAAUCAAAGGAAUAAUUCUUCAAAAUGAGUUUGUGAAGUACUUUAAGACCUCUCUGAAGCGUGAUGUUUGUUGGGGAGACAGAAUGGAGUUUAUUAACGGAUGGUAUAUUCUGCUCAUCAUUAGCGAUGUGCUAACUAUCACAGGCUCCUUCAUCAAGAUCGGCAUUGAGCUAAAGAACCUCUCAUCCUACGAUGAAUGUGGGAUCCUCUUGGGCACCUCAACGUUAUUGGUUUGGGUUGGAGUUAUUCGCUACCUCACCUUUUUUCAGAAGUACAAUAUUCUCAUCGUCACUUUACAAGCUGCAUUCCCUAAUGUGAUCCGUUUCUGUUGCUGUGUGGCGGUGAUCUACCUCGGUUAUUGCUUCUGUGGGUGGAUUGUGCUGGGUCCCUACCAUGUUAAGUUCCGCUCUCUCUCACUGGUGUCUGAGUGUCUUUUCUCUCUGAUCAAUGGAGAUGACAUGUUUGUGACCUUCAGCGGCAUGCAAGAGAGCAGCAUGCUUGUCUGGGUCUUCAGUCAGGUUUAUCUUUACACAUUCAUCUCUCUGUUCAUUUACAUGGUGCUCUCACUCUUUAUCGCUCUUAUCACUGGAGCUUACGAGACCAUCAAGCAUCAAACUCAGGAGUCUUUCCAUAUCACUGAUCUGCACGUGUUCAUCGCUGAGUGCACUGACACGCCCUGCUCUGGAAAGUUCCGCGGGUUCGAGACCUCGCCCUGCUCUGUCUUCUGCUGCUGUGACAGAACCACCACGUAUGAGGACGUGCACCUCAUCAACUAGAACAAUCUUGGGACUUGACGCCUGAAGAUCCCUCUGCUGGUCACCUUGCAGUAGUGCAACAGGAAGGAAGCCAGUGGCAAUGUGAGGAAAGCUCCAGACAAAAUUCCCAAGUCGUCACAGUCGCUUCACUUUGGACCUUAAGUGGAGAAGAGCAUAUAUGAUUUUAACAGAAGAAUUGCUCCAGUCUCUGAAAAUUUAAGUUUUACCUCAAACUGAUUUUAGUUGUAACUUUAUUCUGGAGGUUGAUAAAGGCAGCCCAGUACCGCCUCUUUGUCUGUACUGAUAAAUACACUAAGGAGGUUGAAUUUAAACUGUAUUAGACAGAUAACAAACUGCACACAUGCACGCGACAUGUACAAUAACCAUUCCCUGAAUGUUGAUCCCACAUGUUCGUUCAGUGCAUGUGCUGUGGUGUGCAAGUGGGUCAUCAGUGAUCAAUACUGGGAGACAUAGUGGUCAGAUUCUAUUGCUGUUCAUUCUGUUGGAUAGUUUUUAUGUCUUUGAGUAACUUCUAGUCAUGUGCAACGUCUGCACCAGAAGAAGACUGAACUGGCAGGCCUAAGAGUUCAGCAGAUGUAGAACACUGCUGCUGCCAAAAAAAAAAAAAAAAAACGACGUGAUUAAA